This is a messenger RNA of Hyaena hyaena (striped hyena), 3982 nucleotides long. It is a transcript of the gene ARRB1, whose product is annotated as arrestin beta 1. Gene Ontology annotation, biological process: signal transduction; visual perception; G protein-coupled receptor internalization. Lineage: Eukaryota; Metazoa; Chordata; Mammalia; Carnivora; Hyaenidae. The coding region runs from base 308 to 1564 and encodes 418 amino acids. Gene Ontology annotation, molecular function: G protein-coupled receptor binding. The transcript has 16 exons. The record is from RefSeq and is a predicted model, not a curated record.
CACGGCCGGCCGUGCGGACCCCCAACGCCGACCUCGGGGCCCUGACGCGCCCGCCGCCGUGCCCUGGCGCGCACACGCGGGCACACGCGCAGGCACACGCACCCUCCCGCGCUGUUCCACGCCCCUGGCCGCGGCCCGGGCGCUGUGCGGCGCGGCGGGCGGGCCCGGGGCGGGGGCGGCGGCGGCCGAGAGAGCGGAGGAGGCGGAGCAGGGAGCCGGGAGCCGGCUGGCCCGCGCUCCUCCUGCCGGCCGGGGAUUUUCCAGCCUGGGCGCUGUCGCCUCGGACCUCCUGCAGCCGCCGCGGACCAUGGGCGACAAAGGGACGCGGGUGUUCAAGAAGGCCAGCCCGAAUGGAAAGCUCACUGUCUAUCUGGGAAAACGGGACUUUGUGGACCACAUCGACCUCGUGGACCCUGUCGAUGGUGUGGUCCUGGUGGAUCCUGAGUAUCUCAAGGAGAGGAGAGUCUAUGUGACACUGACCUGCGCCUUCCGCUAUGGCCGGGAGGACCUGGAUGUCCUGGGCCUGACCUUCCGCAAGGACCUGUUUGUGGCCAACGUGCAGUCCUUCCCGCCGGCCCCUGAGGACAAGAAGCCCCUGACGCGGCUGCAGGAGCGCCUCAUCAAGAAGCUGGGCGAGCACGCCUACCCUUUCACCUUUGAGAUCCCUCCGAACCUCCCAUGCUCCGUGACAUUGCAGCCGGGGCCUGAAGACACAGGGAAGGCCUGUGGUGUGGACUAUGAAGUCAAAGCCUUCUGUGCUGAGAACCUGGAGGAGAAGAUCCACAAGCGGAAUUCCGUGCGCCUGGUUAUCAGGAAGGUUCAGUAUGCCCCGGAGAGGCCUGGCCCCCAGCCCACAGCUGAGACCACCAGGCAGUUCCUCAUGUCGGACAAGCCCCUGCAUCUAGAGGCCUCCCUGGAUAAGGAGAUCUAUUACCAUGGAGAACCCAUCAGCGUUAAUGUUCACGUCACCAACAACACCAACAAGACAGUGAAGAAGAUCAAGAUCUCGGUGCGUCAAUAUGCGGACAUCUGCCUUUUCAACACAGCCCAGUACAAGUGCCCGGUGGCCAUGGAAGAGGCUGAUGACACAGUGGCACCCAGUUCGACAUUCUGCAAAGUCUACACACUGACCCCCUUCCUGGCCAACAACCGAGAGAAGCGGGGCCUCGCCUUGGAUGGGAAGCUCAAGCACGAAGACACGAACCUGGCCUCCAGCACCCUGUUGAGGGAAGGAGCCAACCGGGAGAUCCUGGGCAUCAUUGUUUCCUACAAGGUGAAAGUGAAGCUGGUGGUAUCUCGGGGCGGCCUGUUGGGAGACCUUGCAUCCAGUGACGUGGCUGUGGAACUGCCCUUCACCCUAAUGCACCCCAAGCCCAAAGAGGAACCCCCACAUCGUGAAGUUCCAGAGAACGAGGCGCCAGUAGAUACCAAUCUCAUAGAACUUGACACCAACGAUGACGACAUCGUGUUUGAGGACUUUGCCCGCCAGAGACUGAAAGGCAUGAAGGACGACAAGGAGGAGGAAGAGGAUGGUACUGGCUCUCCGCAGCUCAACGACAGAUAGACUGGGGCCAGCCCCCCUCCGGGCAGCUCCGGGUCAGCUCUCCUGCACUAGGAUGCUUAUUCGUCUUCUUCCCGUUCUCGUUCCCCCUCUCUUUUGUUCUUCUAGUUACUACCAGGGGGCCCAGUGUUCUUCCAGGUCACGGUGGUGAACCUCUGGCCUCAGGACUGGCCCCACAUCACCAUGCCAACAAGGGGCACAUGGGCCACCUUCACCCCUCUCACCCCUGUCGCGGGGCACCCCUCCAGCCCCUCUCUUUUCCUGGUGACACCCGACCCCCCGGAAAGGCCAUCCUGGCUCUGGCCUUGGAAUUUGACUUGGGAUGGGGAGCAGAACGGGGAAUGUGGGGCAUAGGGCUUGGAAAGGUGAGGGCUCAAGACGUGUGAGAGGGUGCCCACAGUCCCAGGUGGCUAACACAGCUCUGGCAGCUAAAAGAUGACUAUCCUGAGGGCCACCCUCGUCUGGCUGGGAGGGGCAUAACUGUGGAUAAAUGCUCAAUGGCUUCAUGCAGUCGAGACCCAACAAACACCUCUCCCCAUCCAGCCCUCUGUCCCCACCCUCCAUCCCUCUGUGUCUGACAGUGACCAUUGGUGAGGGUUUGCAGACCCCAGGAGUAGAGAAAAGCCACCAGACUGGCUUUCUCACCAGCAGUUACUCAGUCUAAGGCAAGCUGUGUGAACUAGCCCAUCUAUUUCAGUACUGUCAGGAUGUAACAUCCUAGCUACCUUGUAUUUUAUGUGUGUGUCCUGUCCGUACACAGGCACAGAGAGAGAAGGGAGGGGUCUUCGGAAAGCACCAACCAGAAGUAGAAUGAGCUCAAGCUCCUGGGGAGGUUUCCUGAAGGGUGGUUCUGAGAGGUGAGGUCAGGGGCAAGGAAGAUAAGAAUCUGCUUUGUUCCCUCCUUUGCGGAUGUAAGAACAAUCGGUGAUCCCUCAGGAAGUAAGGCUGGAGGUCCAGACGGGGCUGGGGACACCCAUAUCCCCCUGCUUCACCUUACAGUUCACCCGGGCUGAGCUGGGCUGGCCCACAGGCUGGGAGAUAGUGCUUGAGGCCACCAUGCCCACAGUCAGAGGGGCUUCUUUCCCAAAAGGUGGCAUGGUCCAUCAGGAUGCCCUCACCUAAAGGAAAGGGACUGUCAGGUAGCAAAGAACCCUUCAUUUCCUUAGGGAGUUGAUGAACCCCCACCAGUUCCCAGUGUCAUGGAUACUCAGCACCCAUUGGCUGGUGUUGGUGUGAUUGAGACCUGGGGCAUUUUUAGGCAAUAGAGUGGGCAGAUGAUGAGGUAGAAAGUGUUAAAAGGUAUUUGUUCUUGUCUGGACUUUGACACCCACUUACUGUGUGACUUUGGGCAAGUUCCUUUCCUUCUCUGGGCCUCAGUUCUUCACCUAGAAAACCUAGGGGUUUGACCAGAUAAUCACAAAGGGACCUCCCAGCUCUGGCCUCUAAGAAUUUGUAAACCUUAGAGCUUCUGGUAUGGUGGGUGGAACCAGAGCCAGACCAUUGACUCUUGUUUGUCUGCCUCCAGAGGUGAUUCAUUGCACCCCAGAGGCAGUGGGGCCCUGGCAAACUCCUAGCCAACCCCUUUCCAGGCUGGAGAAGGGCCCUUCUUGGGCCUCUGGAGGGUCAUCUAAUGUCAAACUGUGGCCAUAGCUAGCACGAGCUGCUCGGCCCUAGGGCCUGAGUGUUACAGAAGGUCAAGCUUGUAUUUGCUCAUGACAGGGCCUCUGGUGCCUCACAGCUCCCUGUGGAUGGUAGGCCCCCUGAGGUUUACCUUAUACCCAAGCAAAUAUAUUGCUUAGCAGGGCAAGGGAGCUCUCCUCCAUCCCUGCUCCCUCUUACUCUGUCCCAUACUUCCCUGAAAAAGGAGACAACAAACAUUUGUUAUGCAAGUUGGGUCUCAAACCGUUUCUGUCCAGCCCCUCCUGAGGUGGGCUCUGUAACCAUCAUCCAUGGUGAGAUUACCCAGUUUACAGACCUAGCACUGCACCUCAGCCCUUCUCCUGAAUCUCAUGAAGAUUUGAGGCUAGGGACUCCCUGCCCCAGGUCAGGACCAAGUCAGCUUGGGGCAGCCAUACUCUCCUGGCCAGCCCUGGGGUUGCCAGCCUCUCUACCAGAGCUUGCUGGCAGUCCACACCUCAUUGGACAGCUGAAGAGUUGAUGAAGGGCUUUAGCAAUACAGGCCAAGCGUCUUCCUCUGGAACCUUUGAGGCUGGUAUGAGGCACUUUAGGAUUUGAGGUAAUUGAUCACUCCCCUACAAACCUCUUCCUCUAUCCCUCACUGGCACACAUGAAAGAUUUGUCAGCCUGGUUUCUUGAGCUUCUUCACCUCAAUGUCACACUCACCAUUUGGGGUUUAUCCCAGUGUUUUUAAUGGAAAUUUCUCUAGCUGUGGGAAGUAUCAUAGCCUCAUCUAGACUUUUA